Molecule: messenger RNA, 1198 nt
Organism: Bactrocera latifrons
Lineage: Eukaryota; Metazoa; Arthropoda; Insecta; Diptera; Tephritidae
Product: probable chitinase 3
Exons: 2
Coding region: 78-932 (284 amino acids)
Cellular component (GO): extracellular region
Molecular function (GO): chitin binding
Source: RefSeq, a predicted model, not a curated record
UGAAUAUUAAAAGUCGCGUUAUAUAAAAAUUUGACUCUUCAGGAAUUUCGAUAAUCAACAUUUAUUUGGGAGAAAACAUGUGGUAUUUAUUAGGUGUUUUGUUAAGUUUUGCAUUUUUGCAAAACUCCGUUUUGUCUCGGAAACUUGAUCAACGAACUGAUGCGGGCUUCCCGUAUAUCUGCAGCAAUCGCAAUGGUGUCACUAUACYCAUGCCGGGUUCCUGUACAGGUUUCUUUAUUUGCGUCGAUGGGAAUGCUAUAGCCAGCUCGUGUGGCAGCUUUUAUCAUUUCAAUACACAAACCGGACUAUGUGAUCAUCCGUUAAAAGCUAAUUGUCAAGUUGAUUUGUCACAAAUCAAAAAUAUUACAUCCACAACGAAUGAAAAGAAACAAGGUACUCGUUCAUCUUUACCUAAACCGAAAACACCUGCCGAAGUUGUUGCGGAUCUGAGUAUCGGUUCGAUUUGCAAAAACUUGCCGACCGGUACGCUGUUACCAAAACCAGAUUCUUGCUCACAAUACUACGUGUGUAUAUUGGGCAGGCCCUAUCGUCGUACCUGUCCCCCAAUGCUUCAUUUUAACGCAACAAGAGAAUUAUGUCAAGACCCCACAAUGGCCAAAUGCAGUAUACAAUCGAAAAAAUCAACUAAGAAGGAAAUCGAACUAAUUAAUACAGUAGCAACUAAUUCAAAAAAAUACGACAUAGCUAAUUUAGAUAAUCUAGGCAAUACCGAUAGUACGAAAAUUGACACCAUAUGCAUAAUGAGCCCAAACGGUACUUUGUUCCCUUUCCAAUAUGACUGUAACCGCUUUAUUUUCUGUAUGAAUCACCAAGCUUUGGUGUUGAUAUGUCCGGAGGGACAUCAUUUCAGUGUAAGAAAUGGGCGUUGCGAAUGGCCCUCCAUUGCGAAAUGCCAAUCACACGAUUGGUGAAGAAUAUAUUGUGUUAUCUAGGUCGGAGCGUUUAAACUACUAUUUGCCAUUAUCAUUAUGUUAUCGAAAUAGCCAUGUAUUAUGAAAAUGAACAUUUUAUGAAAAAUUUAAAUUAAUGUAAUCAUAAGCUGCUAGAAUAACGCGACCGAGGAGCAUUUUCCCAGAUUCUACCUACCAGAGACACUACGUAUUACGUAGCAUUACUUAAAAUAGUUUAUACUUGAACAUUACGUAAUAUAUUCGAAAAGCUUCAGUAAUAUUGGGAA